This is a messenger RNA of Coregonus clupeaformis (lake whitefish), 1574 nucleotides long. RefSeq names its product small nuclear ribonucleoprotein Sm D2. Gene Ontology annotation, cellular component: U1 snRNP; U4/U6 x U5 tri-snRNP complex; precatalytic spliceosome. Bases 106 to 471 code for a protein of 121 amino acids. NCBI's taxonomy places the organism in Eukaryota, Metazoa, Chordata, Actinopteri, Salmoniformes, Salmonidae. The record is from RefSeq and is a predicted model, not a curated record. Gene Ontology annotation, biological process: RNA splicing; spliceosomal snRNP assembly. The transcript has 3 exons. Gene Ontology annotation, molecular function: RNA binding.
CAUUGUUAGGACUGCAGAGGAGCCUUUUAUUUACCCGGAAGUAUUUGGGAUUUUCAGUCCGAAAGAUAAUUUUAUCCUCAUUCAUUCAGAACAUAAAUAGCAAACAUGAGUUUGCUGAAUAAACCCAAGUCUGAGAUGACUCCAGAAGAGUUGCAGAAACGAGAGGAGGAAGAAUUCAACACUGGACCACUGUCUGUGCUCACCCAGUCCGUGAAAAGCAACACACAAGUUCUAGUCAACUGCCGCAAUAACAAGAAGCUACUGGGACGAGUCAAAGCCUUCGACAGGCACUGCAACAUGGUGUUGGAGAAUGUGAAGGAGAUGUGGACAGAGGUCCCGAAGAGUGGCAAGGGGAAAAAGAAGUCCAAGCCAGUGAACAAGGACCGGUACAUCUCCAAGAUGUUUCUGAGAGGGGACUCUGUCAUCGUUGUGUUGAGGAACCCUCUUAUCACUGGGACUGGGGGGAAGUAGACUGACAUCUCACCCAAAGUCUGUACCACACUGGGUCGUAUUCAUUAGUACACACCGUUGAAAAACGUUUUGCAAUAGGAAACAUUUUUUUGUAAAAAAAUAAUUUGGACAAGUUCAGGUAGUCCCUCCCUGUUUUGGUCCGUUUUCUUUUGUUUGGUUUCUAGUGAAUACUACCCUGCUUUAGCUGAGAGACUGCAAGAGCAGGGCCAUGUUCAUCAGGACACAAUGUUGUGGAAUGUUCAUGCCCCUUUUUAGAAUGAGCAAUCACAUCAAUCUAAAACGUUCCACAGCAUUUGUCAAGUACAUGAAAUGGUUUUAGUCACUCAGUCAUUUGUUUGUUUGCUCUCCACACCAGGGCUGCGUUCAACAGGGCACAACGUUGUGGAACAUUUAGAUAUAAAUAUAUAAUGUGGAACAAAUAUGCAUCUCUGACAUCUAGAAUAAGGAAUCACGUCAGCUCUAUUCAUUACAUUUCUAUAUAAAACGUUCCACAAUGUUUGACUACUAAACGUGACCUUGGGUCAAGUUCUGUAGGCAUGACAUGGAAGAAACUUUUAGUGGUGGUCUAUUUCCCGAACACUUUGUUUUCCAUUUGAAAACCUUUUCUCUUUUUGACUACUGAAUGUGACUCAGAACUGGAUUCAUCAUGGCAAUUGGAUCUCUUUCAGUAAGGCCCAAGUUUUCAAAAAGUUUUGAAAUUACUUUGAAUGGUCUGCAACGGAACAUCAACUAAAUCAGAAUUUGUUUCUUCCAACCUGUUAGAGCUGAGCUAUUAGUUUGGAUGUCACUUUGCUUGACCAUACGUGACCUUAUGUUGAAAACCAAAACCAUAAGGUGCCCUUUUGAACAUGACCCCUCUGUUUGUGUUAUGAUUUAAUAUUGUUUGAUAUGACGCCCACACCCAAAUGUACACACGUAAUGGAUACAAAUUAAUAUUAUUGGCCGAUCUUGUAGUUUUUCAAACUGCUGAAUUUUGUACUCAAAGCUCCAAUCUGAUAUAGGCCUGUUUAUUAUUGAGGUGGGGAUAAAAUUCCUACAAGGAACAUUUUGUUCAUGUUUAUUCUCUUUGUUUAAUAUUUUAAUAAACACAUGUUUUUGCUCUA